This is a messenger RNA of Musca domestica (house fly), 1524 nucleotides long. RefSeq names its product D-3-phosphoglycerate dehydrogenase. Gene Ontology annotation, molecular function: NAD binding; phosphoglycerate dehydrogenase activity. The coding region runs from base 166 to 1164 and encodes 332 amino acids. The transcript is spliced from 6 exons. Lineage: Eukaryota; Metazoa; Arthropoda; Insecta; Diptera; Muscidae. The record is from RefSeq and is a predicted model, not a curated record.
AAUCAGUUGAGUUUCGCAUACCGUCCGGACCGGUUGGUUGGUUGGUUGUACAUACAAGUGGAGAUCACACAUCCUACGUUCAGAAGAAAUUCUCUAAAGCCUACAAUUUUGUGUAGAACAUAAAAGAGAAAUAAUUUAAGAAAAUUAAAACAGAAAACAAGAAAAAUGCCGGUUGAUAUUAAAAAUGUCUUGGUGUGCGAUGCCGUAGACAGCGCCUGUGUGGAGCUUUUGCAAAAGAAUGGCAUUAAUGUGGCUUAUAAACUGAAAUUGCCGGUGGAUGAACUCUGCAAAGAAGUCAAAAACUAUGAUGCUGCCAUUGUUAGAUCUGACACAAAAAUCACCCAACAGGUCUUAGAGGCUGGGGCGGGAAGCUUGAAGGUAGUUGGUCGUGCCGGAGCCGGUGUGGAUAAUAUUGAUGUACCAGCAGCAACAAAGAACAAAGUUAUUGUCCUAAACACUCCAGGUGGUAAUUCAAUUUCGGCCUGUGAAUUGACAUGCAUUGCCAUCGGAACUUUAGCACGUCCAGUUGUGCCGGCUGUCCAGAGCAUGAAAGAGGGCCGUUGGGAUAGAAAACUCUACAGUGGCAGUGAAUUGUAUGGCAAAACAUUGGCCGUAUUGGGUCUGGGACGCAUUGGCCGUGAGGUGGCCAUACGCAUGAAGGCCUGGGGCAUGAGGAUUAUUGGCUAUGAUCCCAUCACAACGGAGGAAGAAGCAAAGGCGGCAGGCAUUGAAAAAAUGACAUUGGAUGAAAUUUGGCCUUUGGCAGAUUAUAUUACCGUGCAUACCCCAUUGAUACCAGCCACAAGAAAUCUCGUCUCCGCAGAAGCCUUGGCAAAAUGCAAGAAGGGCGUUAAGGUUGUGAACGUUGCCCGUGGUGGCAUUGUUGAUGAACAGGCCGUGCUCGAUGCCCUGGAAUCGGGACAAUGUGGUGGUGCUGCAUUUGAUGUCUAUCCCGAGGAGCCACCUAAAUCAGAAGUCACCAAAAAACUCAUUCAACAUUCUAAAGUGGUGGCUACCCCACAUUUGGGCGCCAGUACGGCGGAGGCUCAAGUUCGUGUGGCCGUCGAAGUUGCUGAGCAAUUUAUUGCAUUGACAGGCAAAUCACAAGUCUAUACCAGCUAUCCGGGGGUUAUCAAUCGUGAAGUAUUGGCUAAUUAUCAGUAAUUGGACAUGAUGAGUUGUUUGUUUGUCUUUUUUUGAUGGAUGGAAAACUGGGUGUCUACCAACUCAUAUCGCCGAUAGUAACAGCAUCAUCAUCAUUGGGGGUCCAUUAACUGACAUUGAUGGCCUGCAAAAUAUAUAGAAAUUGCAUCAGUUAAUUUCCAUUUUUUUAUAUUCUAUGCCAUUUUAUUUUUUGGUUUUCAUUCGUUAUCAAUUUUGUUGUUUACAUACUUUUACAUUCACACAUUUAUACAUGCAUCGGUAUUUUCAUGGAAUUAAAUUUAAAAUUAAACAUUUAUUUUUGUAUAAUUGAAAUUGAACAAUAAUAUACAAAUUAUUAAAAAACAAAUCAAAUUGAAAGAA